AGUAUUUAUUGUGCAUUAAUUAUUUAAUAAUGGCAUAUAAACUAAAGUUAUUAAACUAUUAUUUUGUUUAUUCAGUCAACUUGCAGUAAUACGGAACACAAAACAAACAAAAAUCCUAUUAAAUUUUCAGUGUUACCCAAUUCCUCAGCAGCAUUCUACCGCCCUUUUGUUUUGAUUUGCUGUUUUGUUCAAUAAUAAAAAGAAUUUUUAACGUAGUUCACUUAAAACAGUCAUAAAUAUAUAAUUAUUACUUAAAUAAUAAAUUUUUAACAUUUGACAACAUAUUUUUUGUUAUGGCUGACAGCCAGCUCUCUGCAGAUCUUCCUGCUAACCAAGGAACUCGAAGUAACCACAAAGCUGGCCGAUUUAUAUGUCAUACAUGCAAUAAACGAUUUACAAAACAAUCGAUUCUGUGCCGUCAUGAAGUUGUGCAUUUGCAGGAUAAACCUUUCGAGUGCUUGGAAUGCCACAAGCGUUUCUCACAAAAUUCCUCAUUGCGACGGCACUGCUUGGAACAACACGAUUCAAAUUUAAAGCGUUUCCAAUGCGCGAAAUGUCCGCUUAGUUUUGCGCAAAAAAGUAAUUUAAGUUUACACGACAAAAAAGUGCAUCCGCCAAACAUAUCAGCACAAACAGCGAGCUAUGCCUGCGACCAUUGCGGUUCUGUGUAUAGGAACAAACAAAAACUUAGUAGACACAAAAAUUUGGUGCACAAAGAUAAAACUAAAACUAAAAUUGCAUAUGAUGAAAUUGACGAGGAAGACGAUUUGGCGUUGACACAAAGCGUUUUGGAGCAAUUGAAAACAUUUCAAAUGGAAAUGCAUGCUUUAGAAGCACCAGUUUUGGAAACUGAAGGAGAUUUAGUAACUUCAAACAUAAAUGUUUCCAACAAGCACAUAGAUUUUAAAGAAAGGCCAACACAGCAGCAAGCGGAGAAACGCAUAAACGAUGGCGUGCAACUCAAAGAUAGUUUGAACGCAGAAGGCAUAGCGUGCUAUCUGAGCGUGCAGCGUACUGUAGGGAAAAAUGGAUACGCUGUAUAUACAUGUGAAUACUGCGUUAAAGAGUUUCGAAAGUCAUAUGAUUACAUAAGGCACCGACGUGUGCAUACACGCGAGCGCCCUUACAAUUGCACACUGUGUGAGCGCACAUUCAGCAUCAAAUCGAAACUACAUGACCAUAUGCGGAUACAUCGUUUAGAUGAGCAACAAGGCAUACUCGCUAAACAUUAUCCAUGUGCAGUUUGUUGUCAAGCCUUCAGUUCAUUGCGUUUACUGGACAAACAUAUUAGCACUCAUGCUCCAAUAUACAAAAUUGCAUAUAAAUGUAAAACUUGUGAGGAGCUGUUCAAAACCAGCACUGCACUUGCUUACCACAAGCAUAAACAAAUUGAUGCCGACGCUGAAUUUUUGCAACAACUACUGCCAGCACCUGCUGAGAUUUAUACAAAUGCUAGUAACACUGAAACCGACUGUGAUUUACCAGUAUCUGCCUCGGUAGAAUGCAUACCAGCAGCCACAAAGAGUGUGCAACACUUAAAGAGGAGUCGUGUUGUGCCUAAAUGGCAAUGCAUUGCUUGCGAAAGGCAUUUUUCAAGUUCCACCAACUUACGCCACCACCGUCGUAUAUACCAUAGCGCUUAUAAGCGUAAACGUCGCAUAUCCGCUUCAGCUGUUAUACGUUGCUACAAAUGUAGCUAUUGCACGCGUGUGUUUCAAAAUAAGACGCGUUGUAAAGCACACAUGUUAACGCAUUUGAAACGUUUAUUAAACACGCACGAAUACGAACAGUCACCGCAUACAAAAAAUAUAAUUAAUGCUUUAGCAUUUGUCACGGGCACAACAAACACUGCCUCCGUGAAAGUUGUGGAAUUUAAAGUAAUCACAAAAUAUCGUAAGUUUGCAACGAAUGUGUGUGAUAAAAAUCAAAAAUGUUCAAAAAAUGCAACGCUUUAUCAUAAAUGUCAAAUUUGUUCAUGUCAAUUCCGCAAACAAAGCGAUCUGAAACGUCAUUUACUUGUACACACAGGUGAGCGUUUGCAUAAAUGCAGCACAUGCAAUAAAAGCUUCAGUUUGCGUAGCACGUUGCAGCAGCAUAUGUUAACACAUGCCACAGAGCGUACAAAACACAUCUGCAUCGUUUGUGCGAAAACCUAUUUGACCAAGAAGGCGCUCAAUGUGCAUUUAAGAUUGCAUACCGGUGCGCAACCGUUUCAAUGUGUACACUGUGCACAGAAAUUUCGCACUUCUGGUCAAAGAAUUGCACAUUUAAAAGUGAAACAUGGCAUAUCGAAAAGUUAAAAACUAAAUGGUUAUUAUUAUAACCUUAUGGUUAUUAUUUUGAUUUCACUGUUGUACCGUACAAUGCUUUAAAUACAACUUUUGUAAUUUCUACAACUAGGUUAUGUAUACUAAACUAAAAUAAUUUCAUUGUUACAUGGAAAGGAAAAUACAUUUGUUUUGAAAAGUCUUAAAA
Zeugodacus cucurbitae (melon fly) is the source of this 2475-nucleotide messenger RNA. Its product is annotated as zinc finger protein 91. Lineage: Eukaryota; Metazoa; Arthropoda; Insecta; Diptera; Tephritidae. Gene Ontology annotation, cellular component: nucleus. Bases 294 to 2300 code for a protein of 668 amino acids. The transcript has 7 exons. The record is from RefSeq and is a predicted model, not a curated record.